Leptonychotes weddellii (Weddell seal) is the source of this 475-nucleotide messenger RNA. NCBI's taxonomy places the organism in Eukaryota, Metazoa, Chordata, Mammalia, Carnivora, Phocidae. The record is from RefSeq and is a predicted model, not a curated record.
GAUCCGGGCCCAGCCGGGGCCGCGGGAGGCGGGGGCGCCCGGGCCCUGGAUGUCCCGCAGCGCGGCGGCCAGCGGCGGACCCAGGAGGCCUGAGCUGCAUCUGCCCCCAGCCCCCUGUGGGGCCCCGGGGCCCCCCGAAACCUCCAGGACGGAGCCAGAAGGAGCGGGCACCAUGAAUAAGUUACGACAGAGCCUGCGGCGGCGGAAACCAGCCUACGUGCCCGAGGCGUCGCGCCCCCACCAGUGGCAAGCAGACGAGGACGCGGUACGCAAGGGCACGUGCAGCUUCCCGGUCAGGUACCUGGGCCAUGUGGAGGUGGAAGAGUCCCGGGGGAUGCAUGUGUGUGAAGAUGCCGUGAAGAAGCUGAAGGCGAUGGGCCGGAAGUCCGUGAAGUCUGUCCUUUGGGUGUCAGCCGACGGGCUCCGAGUGGUGGAUGACAAGACCAAGGAUGUCCCUCCCUCCGGGGCCUUCUAG